Polypterus senegalus (gray bichir) is the source of this 1957-nucleotide messenger RNA. RefSeq names its product tripartite motif-containing protein 16-like. The transcript is spliced from 6 exons. The record is from RefSeq and is a predicted model, not a curated record. Gene Ontology annotation, molecular function: zinc ion binding; protein binding. Lineage: Eukaryota; Metazoa; Chordata; Cladistia; Polypteriformes; Polypteridae. Bases 154 to 1869 code for a protein of 571 amino acids.
UGAUGUUCUCAAGUGUGUGAUCACUUAGUCGUGUUCGUCACUUUUGAAGCCUAAGGUAGUAACUGGAACUAUAUUCGAGACCUGGUCCUUCCUUUUUCUUACCCGCUAGUAAGAUUUUUUUCAAUUCUGGUUAAUCAGCUCUGACAAAAGACGAUGGCAGAAGCUAAAUGUGUGGUUUCGAGCGAUCAGUUCAUCUGCUCGGUGUGCCUGGAGGUGCUGAAGAACCCGGCUACUAUCCCGUGCGGACACAACUACUGCAUGAGGUGCAUUAAGAGCUACUGGGAUGACAGUCACUUUUAUAGCUGCCCUCAGUGCAGAAUGCGAUUUUCCAAAAGACCUCUUCUUCACAGAAACGUCACGUUAUCUGUAAUUAUUGAUAGUCUGCAUGAAACCAAACGCGUUUCUCACCCGCCGCAGAGUUACGCCGAAGACCGAGACGUGCCAUGCGAUGUAUGUGCUGGGAGGAAGCUGCGAGCCGCGCAGUCCUGCCUUACCUGCCUGGUAUCCUUUUGCGAUGCUCACAUUCGGCCACACCGGGAGGCUGAAGCUUUCAGGAGGCACAAAUUGGUGUCGCCGAUCGUAAACCUGCACGAAAGGAUCUGUCCGGAGCACAACACGCCGGUGGAUCUUUUCUGCCUGACGGAUGACAAGUACGUCUGCUUCAAGUGCGUAACGACAGAGCACAAGGACCACGAAACGGUAGCAGCCGAAAAGGCGAGAGCUGAGAAGCAGAGCCAGGCUGAGCUGACAUUAAAAGAAUUCAAGAAGAAAAUUCUGAAGAAAGAGAAGAAAGUGAUGGAGAUUAAAAAGAAAGUUCAACAGCUGAAGGGCUCAUCAAUGAGAGAAAAGCAAGGAUACAAGGAGAUCUUCACCUCUCUGCUUCGGUCCAUUGAGAGCCUGCAGUCGGAGGUGACUGAGCUUAUUAGAUCUCAUGAGCAGAAGGAAAUCCUAAAUGCUGAUGUGCAAAUAGAGCAACUGGAGAAGGAGACCGAGGAGCUGAAGAGGAGAGAGGCCGAGCUGGUGGAGCUUUCACAGACAGACGACCACAUCCACUUUCUGCAGGAGUUCCCAUCUGUUUGUGCUCUUCCUAAAGAGAGAGAUUCACACAAUAUCUGUAUAAAUAUAGAUUUGUUCUCAGAGACCCUGAAGAAUGACAUGCCCAUCCUGAAGAAGCAUUUGAAGGAUAUUAAUGAGUUUUUGUUGCUGAAAAUCCAUAAAAUCAGAGCACAGACUUCAGAAAACAUCAACGAACAAGACAUGUAUUCAUUCAGGGAGCCACAUUGUGAACCCGUUUAUUCCAGUGCAACAUCACCGGGGCCUGGAGAAAAUCCCAUAAACCGAUAUGAACUCCUAAAAUACACCUGUCAGCUGACACUGGACCCCAAAACUGCACACAGAUGCCUUACUUUGUCAGAAGGAAACAAAAAGGCAACAUGGGGGGCUGGAACUCAGAGUCCUAAUUGUCAAGAAAGAUUUGAUUGCUGGCCUCAAGUUCUUUGCAAAGAAGCUCUCUCUGGAAGUCGCUGUUACUGGGAGGUGGAGUGGAGUGGAAGGAGGGCUACUAUAGGGGUGGCCUAUAAAGGAAUUGCCCGGAAAGGAGAAGGAGAUGAAUGUGUCCUUGGCUGCAAUAACAAGUCCUGGUCUAUACGCAUCUGCAGUUCCACUUAUUCUGUGUGUCACAACAACACGGUGACGGAAAUAGCUGCUCAGAGCUCCAGAGUAGGAGUUUAUCUGGACUAUCAAGCUGGCUUUCUUAGCUUUUAUGCUUUGGCUGACAGAAUCACACACCUACACACAAUUAACCACAAGUUCACCGAGCCACUUUAUCCGGGGUUUGCAAUUGCUGAAAGUGUAAACAUCAUUGCUUGAUCUAAAACUACUCCUUAUGUAAAAAUCGGGAGUUGUCUCCCGUAGACUUUCUCGUAUACUCGGAUAUGGGGAUGGAUAUUUGAGGAGU